This is a messenger RNA of Xyrauchen texanus (razorback sucker), 839 nucleotides long. It is a transcript of the gene casp21, whose product is annotated as caspase 21, apoptosis-related cysteine peptidase. The transcript is spliced from 4 exons. Bases 88 to 657 code for a protein of 189 amino acids. Lineage: Eukaryota; Metazoa; Chordata; Actinopteri; Cypriniformes; Catostomidae. Gene Ontology annotation, biological process: proteolysis. The record is from RefSeq and is a predicted model, not a curated record. Gene Ontology annotation, molecular function: cysteine-type endopeptidase activity.
UGUUCAGUAGAUGAAUAUCUAUUGUCCAGAACGUUCCAAUCAUUGGGCUUUCAUGUACAGUUGGAAAAAAACCUGACAGCUAAUCAAAUGGUUGCCGCACUUACGAAAGUGUCCAAGGAUAACCAUGAAGACAUGUCUUGCUUUGUGUGUGUACUGAUGAGCCAUGGAGAGGAAGGUCAAAUUCUUGGAUCUGAUCAGCGUUGGAUCCCUAUCAAAACUCUGACUUCUACGAUGACCUCUGACCUCUGCCCUUGUCUGCAGGGCAAACCGAAACUCUUCUUCCUACAGGCCUGCAGGGGGAGCAAAUAUGACCCUGGUGUUGAGACAGAUGCUUCAGAAGAACUGGAGGAAUUUAUAGGAAUGUCAGAUGUUCCUGAGCUGGAUUUUCUCUGCUGUUAUUCCACAGUGGAAGGGUAUUACUCAUGGAGAAAUCCAGAUACGGGUUCAGUAUUUAUCCGUGAGCUUUGCAAGAUGUUUAUGGACUGUCAUCUAGAGAUUAUUCAGAUUCUGACGAGAGUAAACCACCGUGUGGCCAAUAACUUCCAGUCAUACACCACAGAACUACAAACAGAUAGGAAGAAACAAAUGCCGUGUUUAGCCUCCAGACUUACCAAGGAUUUUUACCUUCAAAUGCCAGUCAAGAAACAAUAUUUUUAAUUUGUUAUUUGCUAACAGUCUGUUGCAUACAGUGGACAAGUGUUUUUGUUUCGGUUUAGAAACCUAAUAACGUUCCAAGAAUAUCAGGCAAGCUGUAUCCUUUGGGUCAUAUUGCAUUUCCCUCAGAAUAGAGAAUGUUUUUGUAGCAUUUAAUGAAUUAAUACUUAAAAACAAAUAAAUAA